Messenger RNA from Candidula unifasciata, 1125 nucleotides. The record is from the annotation of a GenBank genome assembly. Lineage: Eukaryota; Metazoa; Mollusca; Gastropoda; Stylommatophora; Geomitridae.
GUUUCUCCAAAGUUAGUUCAAGAGUACUCCUACACUUAUGUGGUUCCAAUCAAAAUCAAGAGAGAAGUAUCUUACUAUGACACUGUGUACAUUAAUUUUAUGGUGAACUCCAGCUCUCCUAAUACAGUAAUUGGUGUUGAUGUUUUACCUGCUGUUGGCUCAGUAACCUUUCAGCCAGAGCAAAAGGAAGCAAAUAUUGAGCUCCAGAUACUUGCAGAUGAUAUCCCAGAAAACAACGAAAGCUUCUUUGUUUAUUUAACUUCUACAUCUUUUAACGAAGCCCGUAUUAUACCAUCAGUGCUUGAAAUUAUCAUCACUCCUAAUGAUGCACCUGUCCACUUUACUAAGACAGAGUAUAGAUUUGAAGAGGGACCAGGUACCAAAUCUGUUGUUGUCGAUGUCACUCGAGGUGUCCUCAAUGAUGGAACUACAAGGAUUGGUCCCAUUGAUGGAGACGUGUAUGUGGAUUACAACUUCAUCUCUGCUUCAACUGCAAUUAAUGAAGAUUUUGUGGCAACAAAUGGCACUCUCACUUUUUCCUCUCAGGAGAUUACAAAAGCAAUAUCUUUUGUAAUUAAUGAUGAUUCAGUUCCUGAGCAGGAGGAAUACUUCUCACUGAGGCUGUUAAAUCUCAGAGGAAAUGCAGUUUUGGUAGCUCCAAGUGUUGCCACUGUAAUCAUCAAUGCCAAUGACAACCCUAAUGGCAUUAUCAGUUUUAAAGCAGAUGUUUCUGGUGGAUCUCCUAGUCAACGAGUUAAUGAAGAUUCAUUUUCUUCUGUGAACUUCAUAGUUAGGAGAGCAGCAGGUACAUUUGGAACUGUCUCUGUUGCUUGGAUCAUCAGGAAGGAAUCAGGAGGAUCAGCAGCAAUAACAGAUGAUGUUGGACCGGCUGGAGGUAUCUUGGUCUUUGCCAGUGGUGCAAAUGAGGCAAUCAUAUCUUUGACAAUAGUCCAGGACAACACACCUGAGCCAGCUGAAAUGUUCAUAAUACAACUCCAGCCAGAAAGUGUCACUGGCAGUGCUUUAGUUGAUGGUUUUGUCAAUGCUCAGUUGCUGAUAGAGGACAGUGAUAAUGUGUAUGGUACUAUUGAAUUUGGAUCAGACAAUGAUCAGAAACUUAUUACU